GUCGAACAACCAAAUGGAAGUUGCCGCAGCAUAUUGAUAUUGCAAGCAGAGCUCAAUCGCCAUGGGCGCUGGCGCGUCCGCGUCUUUGGACGAAUCCUCCUGCGAGGCGGUGCUGCGCAGCUUCAUUGCGCAGGACGUGGAGAGAGCAGAGCGGCUGACGAAGAUGGCUACGGAGCUCGUUGCCGAGGCCAAGGCCUCUGGCGAUUCGCCGAAGGUCAGCGCGGGCCGAGCCGCUGUGAGCCUGCGACGACUGGCGAGUGACGCGCAAAGCGCAGAAGAUGCAAACACCGUUGAAGCCAUUGCAUCGCUAAAUCUGGGCGAAAGCUUUUUCAACUUUCCCGAGAAGCUGCCGAGCAACUUGCAGAGCCUGAACUUUGGCCCGAGCUUCAACCAGAGCUUGGAAGAUCUCGCUCUACCGAGGGGCUUGCAGAGUCUGGCCUUCGGAGAUUCUUUCAAUUGGACCUUGGACGGCACCCUAGGCACCCUACCCAAUCUGCAGAGUUUAACCUUUGGCUCGGAGUUCAAUCGGAGCCUGGAUGCUCUGCCAAGCAGCUUGCGGACCCUGACACUUGGAGACUCAUUCAACCAGAGCCUAAGAGGUGUCACGCUGCCAGGCAGCCUGGAGACGUUGGCCUUUGGCCGCGAUUUCAACCAAAGCCUGGACGGCGUGUCGCUGCCUGACGCUUUGCAGACUUUGACUUUCGGCAGUUCUUUCAACCGGAGCCUGGCAAGUGUCGCUUUGCCGAACGGCUUGCAGACUCUGCGCUUCGGCAAAAGCUUCAACCAAAGCUUGGGAACUACAACCUUGCCCAGUGGUUUGCUCAAUUUGAGAUUCGGCUCCGGUUUCAAUCAGAGCUUGGCUGGCGCUGCACUGAGCAGCCUGACCAGCUUAGUCUUUGGCUGUGAUGAAGUAGUAAAUCCCGAAGAGGAAACUGAAGAUGUCAUCGACCAGUGCUUGGAAGGUGUUGUAUUACCAGGCAGUCUCCACACUUUAACAUUGGGCAAAUGGUAUCAGCAGAGCCUGUCGGCCGUGGCUCUGCCAAGCAGUUUGCAGACUCUGACUUUGGGCGCCUACUACAACAGUUUGGAGGGGGUCGUCCUGCCAAGCAACCUGCAGACCUUGAUAUUUGGCGAGUAUUUCAAUAAGAGUUUGAGAGGUGUCGCCCUGCCAAUCAGCUUGCAGACCUUGACCUUGGGCCAAGAGUUCAACCAGAGCCUGGCGGAUGUCGUGCUGCUAAACGGCUUGAAAGCCCUGACUUUGGGCUACCGCUUCAACAAGACCUUAGAAGGGGUCACAUUGCCAAGCAGCCUGCAGACCUUGAUCUUUGGGUCCGACUACAACCAGAGUUUGGAAGGGGUCAUGCUGCCAAGCAGCCUGCAGAGCUUGACCUUUGGCGACGACUUCGACCAGAGCUUGAGGAGUGUCAUUUUGCCAAAGAAUCUGAGGACUCUGACCUUUGGUACGAGCUUCAACCAGAGUUUGGUAGGCGUCACGCUGCCGAAGAGCCUGCAGACCUUGAGCUUUGGCUGGAGAUUCGACCAAAGCUUGGACGGCAUCGUGCUACCGAGCAGUUUGCAGACCUUGACCUUCGGCGAGUGCUUCGAGCAAGGCCUAGGCGCGCUGCCCAACAGCUUGCAGAGCCUAACCCUCGGCCGUGAUUUUAACCGAAGUUUGGAAGGCGUAACCCUUCCAAGGAAUUUGCAGACGCUGACCUUCGGCUGUCAUUUCAACCAGAGUUUGGAGGGUGUCACUCUGCCCAGCGGGUUGCGAGCUCUUACCUUUGGCUCGGAUUUCAACCAGAGCUUGACAAACGUCGCUCUGCCAAGCGGCCUCCAAACCUUGCUCCUUGGCUCGAGUUUCAGCCAGAGCUUGGAAGACAUUUUGCUACCAAGCCUGCGUGAGCUCGAGUUCAAUCAAUUCGGACUUCGGGUCCACUAAACCUCACUGUGCUUCAGGUGCCGAUGGAACCC
Messenger RNA from Effrenium voratum, 1971 nucleotides. NCBI's taxonomy places the organism in Eukaryota, Dinophyceae, Suessiales, Symbiodiniaceae. The record is from the annotation of a GenBank genome assembly.